Messenger RNA from Lindgomyces ingoldianus, 861 nucleotides. RefSeq lists its product as uncharacterized. The record is from RefSeq and is a predicted model, not a curated record. The coding region runs from base 271 to 696 and encodes 141 amino acids. NCBI's taxonomy places the organism in Eukaryota, Fungi, Ascomycota, Dothideomycetes, Pleosporales, Lindgomycetaceae. The transcript has 4 exons. Gene Ontology annotation, molecular function: zinc ion binding; carbonate dehydratase activity.
CCCUUGUUGGAUAUCGGUCGGCAAGUCAGUGGCGAUAUCGACAAUAAGACAUUGAUUUCGAAGCUCGGCAGGCAUGUAAGAGCGUGGUAGUGUGGAAAGAGGGCAGCGAAGACUCGGUGAAGAGGUUUUAUAUAGACUUACGGCCGGGACGAGGAUCAAAGGUUGAAAGCAUCAGAGUAAGAGAUCGCCACAGCGAGUUGCUAUUAUACAAAGACCUCCCAGUCCCUGAAGAGCCCCAUACCCCCGCCCAGUAUACCCAGACUAUCAAUCAUGUCGGCAUCCGGCGCGCUCGUCAUCAUCUCCUGCACCGAGUCUGACGCUCGGAUUGACCCCUCCCGCUACUUCAAUCUCUCCGCAAAUAGCGCCUCUGUGGUGAAAACAAAUGGUGGGCGCACCACUGACGCAGUCACCUCGCUCUACUCCAUCGACCAGUCUACUCGUAUCGGUAUGAUUGUUAUUGUUCAACAUACUGAAUGCGCCGCGACGACUGGAGAUGUAGACACAAAUGUACGAGAGGAUAUUACUGCGCUGAAAAGCUCACCAUAUUUACGGCACGAUAUUCCAAUUAUUGGGUACAAGUUAGAUGCUGCGAGUGGGCAGUUAAAAGAAGUAUAUGUACCGAGAAAUGGAGAAGAUGAGGAAACUCGUCGACGCGUCUUGAGCCAAAUGGACGACUUCGGACCGUUCUGGAGUUAAGUAUUAUUUUUUUUGGUUGACAUCGGCUAGUUGUGGGUCAUGACGUGGAUUUCUGGUUUACGGUGCCAGGUGGCAUUUCUGGGUCUGCAAGAACGUGUUUUGUUGAACUGAGAUACCAUGGUCAAGGCAUCAACUCAAAGAUUUUCCUCGCCCAUGGGCACACAG